This is a messenger RNA of Formica exsecta, 2776 nucleotides long. RefSeq names its product cell cycle control protein 50A (gene CDC50). Bases 139 to 1200 code for a protein of 353 amino acids. Gene Ontology annotation, cellular component: Golgi apparatus; plasma membrane; endoplasmic reticulum. The transcript is spliced from 5 exons. The record is from RefSeq and is a predicted model, not a curated record. Lineage: Eukaryota; Metazoa; Arthropoda; Insecta; Hymenoptera; Formicidae.
GGUUCGUAGCAACUGACGUAUCGUAUAUCGUAUGUAUGUGUCAUUUCGUACAUUUUACAAAUGCAGUUGAUAACAGUUAGACGUAACACUAGGUUAUUGAGGCUUGUCAAAUAUUAAUUGUCUUGCCAUCGAUAAAUCAUGACAUCCAUCAGCGAAGUCGAUGCGGUGCCUAAAUCGAAGAAACCAUCUGAUAGCGCAUUCAAACAGCAACGAUUACCAGCCUGGCAACCAAUACUUACGGCUGGCACAGUCCUACCGACGUUUUUUGUAAUAGGAGUCGCAUUUAUUCCAGUGGGUAUAGGAUUACUUUAUUUUUCUGACGAAGUCAAGGAACAGACUAUAGAUUACACUAAUUGUAACUCCACCAAUAUUAUUGGAGACAAUAGACAGCCUAUGAAAUGUGCAGAUGUAAUUGCAGCAAACCCCAACCGUAACUGUUGGUGCGAAAUAAAUUUCACACUACCUGUAGACUUUGUUGGCAAAGUUUACAUGUAUUAUGGCCUGACAAACUUUUACCAGAAUCAUCGUAGAUAUGUAAAAUCUCGAGACGACAAUCAAUUGUUAGGAAAAUUGAGCGAUAUCGUCUCGAGUGACUGUGAACCAUUUGCCUAUGAAGAAGUAAACGAUACUAAAAUUCCUAUUGCUCCAUGUGGAGCCAUCGCAAAUUCACUUUUUAGCGAUGAACUCAUGCUAUUUUCUGCAAAGCACAAUAAAUCUGUGCCAUUAUUAAAAACUGGUAUAGCUUGGCCAUCUGAUAAAAAUAUCAAAUUUAGAAAUCCUGAGGGAAAUCUGACAGAAGCAUUUAGGAACUUUAGAAAACCUAAGAACUGGACUAAACAUAUUUACGAGUUGGAUGAACAAGAUAAAGAUAAUAAUGGGUUCCAAAAUGAGGAUUUAAUUGUAUGGAUGAGAACUGCUGCAUUACCCACUUUCAGAAAACUCUACCGUAGAGUUGAUCAUACUAAAGAUGGAUUCAUCGGUGGUCUACUUGCAGGAAAUUACACUCUUACUGUCAAAUACUCAUUUUCAGUAUCUGCUUUCCAUGGGAAGAAAAAGAUGAUUUUAAGCACAACUUCACUUUUGGGAGGAAAGAAUCCUUUCCUUGGCAUUGCUUACAUUGUUGUGGGAAGUUUGUGCUUAGUGUUGGGCAUAGUAUUGCUCAUUAUACAUAUUAAAUGUUCGAAGAGCAAACUAAUGUAAAGACGACUACAAGAAAGUAUACUUAGGGCACCGUGUAUGUUCUUUACCACCGACAUGAUCAAUGUGACUCCAACUACGGAAUAUCAUUAGGAAUGAUUCCUCUACUAACGAAACGAGCAUAACUUUAUCAAUAUGGAUAAAUUAUUGGCUAUCUUACGUUGUUUUAAGACGAGCGAUUCUUUUCCAUUUAACAAUAUUUAUUUUCGUUUAAUUGUCAUAAACGAAAAUACGGAUGAAUACGGUAAAGCAAUCAACAAAUCAAAAAUAUCUUAUUUAUUUAAAAGAUGGUUAUUUUUUAAAAUUGUUUAACCGAGUUUCAGUAUUGUUAUAUAAUGUAGAACAUAAUUGGAUAUUUGUGUAACUGCAUUAUAUAUUCUUGGAACUAUAUAUACAAGUUAUAAAUUUAAAAUACAACAAGCCCAGUUAAAGAUUUUUGAAGCUUAAUUGACAAUCAAUUGUCCAUAAUUAUUGUUAAUAUUUAAUUGAGUUAUGAAUCCUAUUAUGAGACACUGCAAAGUAAACAGAAAUAUUAUACAAAUGACUGUACAAUACUAAAACAAAAUAUUUAUAUUAAAAUAUUCCAUUUGCGAAACAAUAAACUUUUUGUAAAAUACUCUUACAUUAAAAAAAAAAUGCAUUUUGAUGCAUUUGUAGAUGCACAUUUAUUCACAUUUAUGCACAUUCGUGUGUUGAUAUAAUUAUAAAAUAUUUACUUCAAAUCUAGAAUCUUGAAAAUAUAAAGAUAUAGAAAUUGAAAUUAUAUUAAAUAUAUUUGUGUAAAUAGUUUCUCUCAUGCAAUACAACUAUAAAAUUGGUUUUUCUUUUCCGGCAGCAUUUUAUUUGCUUAAUUUUGAUGCACACAGAUACAAGAAUAACUUUAAUAUAAUCUGAUAAAAAAAUUAAUGUCCUUAAAAAAUUUAUAAAUAUACAAAAGCUUCUUCAAACUGUUGCAUUGCAUGAACAAGAUCAUUGAUGCUGUUACUUUAAAAUUAAUAUUUAUUAUUUUUAUAAUCUCUAAAUGUUUCGAAAAUAGAUAUAUAUAUAUAUAAAAAUAGAAUAUAUUACGCGCAUUUCCAGAAAUUACUUGUGUUACUGUAAAAAGUGUUAUGUACAUAUUUUCAGUAAUAUAUAAUUAUGUUAUGUUUUUUUCAUUCCAUAAGAACUUAUCACUAUUAUUAAUAAUAAUAUAGUUACUAUUUAAAUUUAUUAUUAAUCAGACGAUAAUAAUAAAUUAACUAUAAUAUUUUAAUAUCAAAUGCGUGGUUUCUAAAAGUAUUCAAAUAUUGAUGCACAUUUAAUCUGAGUAUAAAUAUUUGAAUACUUUCUCUCAUGUCUUACUAUAUUUGUGUCUCUAUAUAAAAUGUUUAAUAAGUUAAACUUCUCUACAGAGAUAAAAUAUAAUGCUCUCAGGAUUGCAUUUUGGUUUAUUGUGCCUUAACUAAAAACUGUGCUAUGACCACAUAUACUGUAUAUGUACAUUAUGUGUUGUGUGCGCAGCAUCUAAUUAAAGAGAUUUAUAAGAUUUAUAACGAUUACUCUUUGUCAUAGUUUAAAAACAAAUCGUUAAAAUUAAAUU